CAACUUCCAGGUUCUGGGCACAGAACAGAGAAGGCUCCCUGCUUCCAUCAAAUUAAUCCCAUUAAUUCCCGAGAUGGGGACUUGGUGAUUGGAAUCUAUUUAACCUUGUUUUCCAUUGAAGUCAACAGGAUAAGAGGAGCAGAACUGUUUGAAAGUCCUCCUAACAAAGGUUGCAAGUCUUAUCAAUGGCUACACAGAAAUUACCAGCAGGCACUGGCUGUCAUGUUUGCUCUGGAGGAGAUUAAUAGGGAUUCCAAUCUAUUGCCCAACAUUUCCCUGGGAUUCCACCUCUACAACACCUACCACAGUGAUGAGAGGACCUUGGAGAGCUCCCUGAGGUGGCUGUCUGGGCAGGGCCAGUUUGUCCCCAACUACCAGUGCCAGGAUCAGGAAAAGCCUGUAGCGGUCAUUGGAGGGGUCACUUCAGCUCUCUCCAUGCAGAUGGGGACCCUGCUUGACCUCUACAAUUUUCCACAGAUCAGUUAUGGUCCAUUUGAUUCCACUCUUAGUGACAAGGUCCAGUUUCCCUCCCACUAUCAGAUGGCACUCAAAGACUCUUCUCUUCAUCAAGGUGUUGUCCUCUUAAUAGUAUAUUUUAAAUGGAACUGGAUAGGUUUGGUUGCAACAGAUGAUAUGAGAGGUGAGGAAUUCCUCUGGAAAAUAAGAGAGGAAAUGGUAAAAAAGGAUGUUUGUGUGUCCUUCACAGAAAAGAUCCCUGUUAGUGAAAGAAGACAUAUGGAAUCACAUGAGACUUUCAUGCCCAGGAUAAUAGCGUCAUCAAGUAACGUGGUUGUCAUUCAUGGUGACACAGAUUCAUUAAUGAUUCUGAGAUACUCACAAAUGCCCGUGUUCCCUAUAGGGAAGGUAUGGAUUGCCACAUCUCACUGGGAUAUAGUCAUGAGGCCCAUCGAUGAUCAAGGUCAUGCUUUCCAUGGAGCUCUCACAUUUUCCUACAAAAUGAGUGAAAUACCUGGCUUUGAGACUUUUCUGAAGACAAUUGCACCUUUUAAAUACCCAGAUGAUGUUUUACUUAGGAGAUUUUGGAUUUCAGCUUUUAAGUGCUCAGAUCAAAUGGGAAAUACAGAACAAAAGAUGUGUUCACAAAAUGCUUCCUUGGAGACUUUGCCUCUGUGCUCUUUUGAUAUGGCCAUGUCUGGCUUGAGUUACACCAUCUACAAUAGUGUCUAUGCUGUGGCUUGGGCUCUCCAUGAAAUAUUUACAAGAAAAUCAGAGAAAGGCUCUGUGGGAGAUCAAGAAUAUUUAGUAUUUCAUUCAUGGCAGCUUCACUCCUCCCUGAAGAACAUCCAGUUUAACAACAGUGCUGGGGACCAGGUGUUUGUGGAUGAGAAUAAAAGAUCUGAGGCUCAAUAUGCCAUUAUGAACUAUUUAUUAUUUUCCAAUGAGGUGGAUAUUCUGGUGAAAGUGGGGCAAUUUGUCCCCAAGGCACCCUCUGGUCAAGAUUUCACAAUUUGUGAGGAUAUAAUAGUGUGGGGCAGCUCCUGGGAUGCCAAGGUUCCUCAUGGAGUAUGCAAUGACCCUUGUGGUCUUGGGUCCAGGAAGACACCUUUGGAGGGACAGCCUGUCUGCUGUUUUGACUGCUCUCCAUGCCCAGAAGGGGAGAUUUCAAAUAAGAUGGAUGCAGAGCAUUGUACAAAGUGCCCAGAGGAUGAAUAUCCAAAUAAACAGAGAGAUCACUGCCUCCCCAAGAUGAUCACCUUCCUCAAUGUGAAAGAGCCUUUGGGGAUGAUUUUUACUUCGAUGGCUGUCUCAUUCUCUUUCCUGACAGCUCUUAUUCUGGGAGUCUUUGUAAAGUUCCAAGACACUCCCAUAGUCAAAGCCAAUAACAGGACUCUCAGCUAUACUCUCCUCAUCUCUCUUAACUUCUGUUUCCUCUGCUCCCUGCUCUUCAUAGGCCAUCCUACCACUGCCACCUGCCUCCUACAACAAACAAUAUUUGCAGUUGUCUUCACAGUGGCUAUUGCCUCCAUUUUAGCCAAAACCAUAAUAGUGGUUCUGGCUUUCAAAAGUAUAAGGCCAGGGAGCAGGAUCCACAUGUUCAUGAGUCCUAGAUUGUCUAUCUAUGUUGUUCUCAUCUGCUCAGGGAUUCAAAUGAUGUUCUGUGGCAUCUGGCUGGGCACCUACCCUCCCUUUCCAGAGACAGACACACACUCUGAAUAUGGUCAUAUAAUCAUUAGAUGUAAUGAGGGAUCUGUCUUUGCCUUUUAUUGUGUCUUGGGCUACAUGGGCUUUCUGGCUCUGGCAACCUUUAUUGUAGCAUUCCUAGUCAGAAACCUUCCUGACACCUUCAAUGAGGCCAAGUUCAUCACCUUCAGCAUGCUGGUGUUUUGCAGUGUCUGGGCCUCUUUUCUGCCCACAUAUCAGAGCACCAGAGGGAAGGCCAUGGUGGCUGUGGAGAUCUUCUCCAUCUUGGCCUCCAGUGCUGGGUUACUGGGUUGCAUUUUUAUUCCCAAAUGUUAUGUGAUCCUCCUGAAGCCACAAAGAAAUACACAAAAACAAGUCAGAAAUAAUCAACAUUCUAAUGGCAAGAUUUUUUCUGGAGCACAGCCUUAUGCUUUAAGUUCUGGGAAUAACAGGUUUGAAGAUUAA
Molecule: messenger RNA, 2607 nt
Organism: Gracilinanus agilis (Agile Gracile Mouse Opossum)
Lineage: Eukaryota; Metazoa; Chordata; Mammalia; Didelphimorphia; Didelphidae
Product: vomeronasal type-2 receptor 26-like
Exons: 6
Coding region: 223-2607 (794 amino acids)
Biological process (GO): G protein-coupled receptor signaling pathway
Cellular component (GO): membrane
Molecular function (GO): G protein-coupled receptor activity
Source: RefSeq, a predicted model, not a curated record